AUAUCUUUUCCAACUUGGCGACGAUCGCUGUAUGCCUUUUGGACAUUCAUGGUGGGUUAUUGUAUGUUUGUGCUGUCGCUGAUUUAUACAUUUCAAUUUCAUGGAUUUCCGAAAUUGUACAAUCAGUAUUUGGGAAUGUCCGAAGACGUUCUAAAAUCAAUCGGACUCGAGCGAUUCUCCAGUGGUCGACUGUUUGUGAAGCUCUUAACACCGAUCAGUUUCCUCAUAUUCACGCUCAUACAGAUGAACUUUUUCCACGAAAAUCUUAUGGAAAGAACCGGCAAAUGGGAAAAGGCCUUCUAUCAUAAUCGAUCACGCCUAGCCACAAUGCUGGGCAAAUUUCAUAAGAGAAACGUUGGUUUAAUGAAUGUUUUUCUGAAAGGUGCCGUUUUUAAACGUAGUGCCAACAAAAAGUAUGAUCUGCUUUUUUUUCGUUAUAUUUCAUUUAAAUUCGUCAAUGUUUUAUGUCAAGUACCAUGA
This is a messenger RNA of Anisakis simplex (herring worm), 480 nucleotides long. The record is from the annotation of a GenBank genome assembly. NCBI's taxonomy places the organism in Eukaryota, Metazoa, Nematoda, Chromadorea, Rhabditida, Anisakidae.